AUGUUUACGCGGAAAUUCUUCAGUUCUAUUGAGAACAAUUCGAGACAUGUGCUUCAAACCGUUAGUUUUCAAAGGAAUCGUCCGUUCUGUACUGGUAUUUCCCUUCAAGCACCAAAUACACAGAAUUCCAGCGUGAGGAAAAAUGCCGGAUUCCAAAGACGGAGCGAUUCGUUUAUCCCACCUUUUUUAGUACCAAACGUUACUGAGGGUCAGGUAUACUCUCCAAGUGAUUUAAAGUUUGAAACGGUGGAAGCAAGAAAUCAAGGCAAUUUCUUCAAUCCCAAAAGACACGACUGCUUUAAAGCAGCCAACCGGAGCCCACUAGAAUUUUGGAAAAAUCCUGUUGUAUUGUCUAAUUUCAUAACUGAAUUGGGCCGUAUUAAGCCGAGAGCCGACACGGGUCUGAGUGCAAAGAACCAAAGGCUUGUAUCGAGGGCCAUUCGUCGGGCCAGAGCAGUGGGCGUCUUACCUACCAAACACAAAUCGGUAUAUGCAGAACGAGAGAAAUAA
Molecule: messenger RNA, 510 nt
Organism: Schizosaccharomyces osmophilus
Lineage: Eukaryota; Fungi; Ascomycota; Schizosaccharomycetes; Schizosaccharomycetales; Schizosaccharomycetaceae
Gene: rsm18
Product: mitochondrial ribosomal protein subunit S18
Exons: 1
Coding region: 1-510 (169 amino acids)
Biological process (GO): mitochondrial translation
Cellular component (GO): ribosome; mitochondrial small ribosomal subunit
Molecular function (GO): structural constituent of ribosome; small ribosomal subunit rRNA binding
Source: RefSeq, a predicted model, not a curated record